AUGUCUACCUGCCGCAUACUUCCGAGGCUGCCGUUGCGGCCUCCAUUCUCACAAACAACAAACUCCUAUAAACCAUGUCAUCCCCGGCUGUCAAUUCCAACUUCACGAGCCGUUUCAGCUCCUCGACGACUCGCCAUUGAGACUCACGCCAGCUCAUCCACACGCUCCCUCAUCGCCUACCACACCACCACCAAACUCUUAUCAACAGCAACCACCACCAGUCCUCCCACACCCACUGCGCCCACCACAACCGAACUACCAUCUUACACCCCCCCCCAAACCGGUCUUCUCUCCGUGCUCCCCCAAUCAUGGGUCCCCUACGCGGAGCUAAUCCGCCUCGACAAGCCCACAGGCUCCUACUACCUCUACUUCCCCUGCAUCUUCUCAACACUGCUUGCCGCCCCGCUGGCCGUCCCCACCACCCCACCGCUCACGGUCCUCGGCACCUCGCUCCUCUUCCUGGCCGGCGCCAUCGUCAUGCGCGGGGCGGGGUGCACGAUCAACGACCUGUGGGACCGCAACCUGGACCCGCACGUGGCGCGCACGCGGCUGCGGCCGAUCGCGCGGGGCGCCGUGACGCCUUUUCGGGCGGUCAUCUUCACGGGCGCGCAGCUUCUCGCGGGGCUGGCCGUGCUGCUGCAGUUCCCCCUCAGCUGCUUCUUCUACGCCACCCCGAGCCUGCUGCUCGUCGCCACCUACCCGCUGGCCAAGCGCGUCACCUACUACCCGCAGUUCGUGCUGGGGCUGACCUUUUCGUGGGGUGCGAUUAUGGGCUUUCCCGCGCUCGGGGUGGAUCUGCUGCACAAUGGUGCCGCCCAGGCGGCGGCGGCGUGCUUGUACGCGUCGAAUGUCGCUUGGACCGUGCUGUAUGACAUGAUCUACGCUCAUAUGGAUAUUAAGGAUGAUGCCAAGGCGGGGAUCAAGAGCAUCGCGCUCAAGCAUGACCGGGAGACGAAACAGGUGCUUUCGGGGCUGGCUGUUGCUCAGGUGGCGCUGUUGGCUGGCGCGGGCAUCGCGACGGGUGCUGGGCCGGCGUUUUUUGUGGGGAGUUGCGGUGGCGCGCUGGUCACGCUGGGGAUUAUGAUCAAGCGGGUUAAUCUCAAGAGUGUGAAGGACUGCUGGUGGUGGUUUGUUAAUGGGUGUUGGAUCACGGGGGGCGCGGUCACCUUGGGACUGACGGCGGAUUAUCUCGUGCGGUAUGCUGAGCGGGAUGAUGAGAAGUCGACGUGA
Messenger RNA from Chaetomium globosum CBS 148.51, 1230 nucleotides. RefSeq lists its product as uncharacterized. The transcript has a single exon. Gene Ontology annotation, biological process: ubiquinone biosynthetic process. NCBI's taxonomy places the organism in Eukaryota, Fungi, Ascomycota, Sordariomycetes, Sordariales, Chaetomiaceae. The coding region runs from base 1 to 1230 and encodes 409 amino acids. Gene Ontology annotation, molecular function: 4-hydroxybenzoate polyprenyltransferase activity. The record is from RefSeq and is a predicted model, not a curated record. Gene Ontology annotation, cellular component: mitochondrial inner membrane.